AUGGACCUGAGUGAAUUCCAAUGUACCAUAUGUAGGGAGUUAAAGCCUAAUCCUCGAGAAACACAAUGCUGUCCCAGAUUUUAUUGUCAAGAAUGCAUCCAAAAUAUAGGAAACAUUUGUCCAAUUUGCAAAGAAAGUACUAGCUUCAAGGAAUGCCCCCAAGUAUCUCGUUUGAUUAAUGCUAAGUUAGGCGAGGAUUUCGAGGGUGAAGUUGUUUUUACCAAUCUCUUGUAUAGGAUUUACAACUAUAUUUUCCGAAGAAAUGAACCAAAUACAACCAGUGAUAAUUUACCCAACGAUAAUUUACCACAUGAUUAUUCCAACGCAGGUGUUUUUAAAAUCAAAAUAAUGAAUCUGCAAGAUAUAAAAUUCGAUAUCUACGUUGAAGAAAGUGACACAGUUGAAAUCCUCAAGCUCAAAGUCCAUCAAAAAGAUGGCACUCGUCCUGAGCAUCAACGAUUAAUUUUCAGAGGCAAACAAUUAGAAAACCAUAAUACCAUUUCAUUUUACAAGAUCAAAAAGGAUUGUACUAUACAUCUUGUAGGUCGCUAUAAUGGCAGUUAA
Molecule: messenger RNA, 564 nt
Organism: Dentiscutata erythropus
Lineage: Eukaryota; Fungi; Glomeromycota; Glomeromycetes; Diversisporales; Gigasporaceae
Source: the annotation of a GenBank genome assembly